GUGAUGGUCGUCUCCAGGAAAACGUCACCUUCUGCAUCUUUGUUUGAUUGUUUCUUUCAUUCUUUCUUUGUGGGAGUUGUCCUUGAUCUUAUUGAAGAGUGAUAACAAGGUUGCCAUGGUGGUCCUCCUGCAGCAGAGCAACAACCUCAGCACCGGGCUCAGCUCCGUGUCGGAUCCCGGUGCCGCCGCGCUGGGCCGGGCGGGUCACACCGCGGCGGCCGUAGUCCUGGGACUCAUCCUGGUCCUGGGCUUCCUCGGUAACUUCCUCGUGCUCAUGGUGUUCUCGCGCUUCCCCGGGCUGGUGACUCCGGUGAACGUGCUGCUGAUCAACAUCAGCGCCAGCGACAUGCUCGUCUGCAUCUUCGGGACCCCCCUCAGCUUCGCGGCCAGCGUGCGCGGCAGGUGGCUGACCGGGUCCUACGGGUGCCGGUGGUACGGUUUCUCAAACGCGUUUUUCGGUAUAGUAUCUCUGGUGUCUCUCUCGCUGCUGUCCUUGGAGCGGUACUCUGCGGUGCUAGGCAGAACCCACUUGGACUCGGACCCCUCUCAGUACCGCCGGGCCAAGCUCGCUGUAGCGGCCUCCUGGCUCUACUCGCUGGUCUGGACUCUGCCACCGCUGCUGGGCUGGAGCAGCUACGGACCGGAGGGUCCCGGCACCAUCUGCUCCGUUCAGUGGCACCAGCGCUCGUCCGCAGCUCGCUCCUACAUCAGCUGUUUGUUCAUCUUCUGCCUGCUGCUGCCGCUGCUGCUCAUGUUCUUCUGCUACGGGAGGAUCCUGCUGGCUGUGCGAGCGGUGGCAAGACAGGUCACCAGGAUCAAUCGGUCGUCAGCUGAGCGGAGGGAAGGCCGUGUCCUUCUAAUGGUGGUCUCAAUGGUGACAGGCUACCUAUUGUGCUGGAUGCCAUACGGUGUUGUGGCGAUGCUCGCCUCCUUUGGACAGCCCGGCGUGGUGCCGCCUGCUGCCAGUUUAAUCCCGUCCCUGCUGGCAAAGACCAGCACCGUCCUCAACCCUGUUAUUUAUGUGCUGCUCAACAACCAGCUCUCCAGGUGUCUCCUGUACAUGAUCAGGUGCAGCUCAGAAGCCCCUCCCACCAGAGUUCACCAUACACUGCCCAGCAGAAGGGGUGUGUGGCGUCACGCCCCCCACCCACCAACGGAAGAGCAAAACACAGUGCAUGCCAUGUUCACAUCCAGAGACCAGCAGGUACAGCAGCCUGCUCUGUUGCAAGUGGCUCAAUAUGCAACAUAGAAGUCAACGGUCACUUUAUCUCAAUGAAAAAAUACAUCAUAUCACUUUUGUUUUUCCAAUGUAUUUGAACUAUUUAAAAGAAAAUGUUAGAAAGAUGCUGCAGGAGUUAUUUUAGUUCUAGAAAUAUGUGUUUGACCUGUUCUGUUGAUACAUUUAGCGGACCAUGUAGCUCCAUUUUGAAUAUUUGGAACUGUUUAUCACAGCAACAGUCAGAUGUAUGUUGACCCUCAAUGACAGAGCAAAGCUGCACUGACUUACCUCUGUCCAUUGUUGAAUUUUGCAUCAGAUAGAGCUCAUUUUGUGGUCUAUUACAGUUUAAACUAUCAUUAGAUUUUAAAUAUUUUUAUGUAUCACUAAGCAGCCCACUAUAUCUCACAAAAAAUGUGUCACAUUAAAGUCAAAACAAGUUUGACUACAUGGCACUUUGGACAUUAUUUCUACUGAACCAUAAAAACUGAAGUGUGACUGUUUAUGUCAAAAAACGUGUUUGCAUCUUUGCACCCUUAGAGGGCGGUGAGGCUCAGCUGUCUGUCAAAUAUGCACACACAGCAGUAUGACUGAGUGAGGCGGGUAACUGAAUAAUUAGAGAACAUAAUACAUAGACCACAUUAGAUAUAUAAAGAGACAUUUAGACUAUUUUUAUUCAUGAUCAACAAUAUACAACAAUAAAAAACCCUCAAUUCAGAAUAAACAACUUUAGAUUCCUGAAUGAAUGGUCAACACCAAAAUAAUUUAUUAAGAAAAUAAAAAUACAUCUUCAAAAAUAUACAGUCAUUAUGCUUCACAAACCCUGACUGAAAUCUCA
Messenger RNA from Anarrhichthys ocellatus (wolf-eel), 2054 nucleotides. Its product is annotated as pinopsin-like. Lineage: Eukaryota; Metazoa; Chordata; Actinopteri; Perciformes; Anarhichadidae. Gene Ontology annotation, biological process: G protein-coupled receptor signaling pathway; visual perception. Gene Ontology annotation, molecular function: G protein-coupled receptor activity. Bases 116 to 1249 code for a protein of 377 amino acids. Gene Ontology annotation, cellular component: membrane. The transcript is spliced from 6 exons. The record is from RefSeq and is a predicted model, not a curated record.